Molecule: messenger RNA, 1885 nt
Organism: Xyrauchen texanus (razorback sucker)
Lineage: Eukaryota; Metazoa; Chordata; Actinopteri; Cypriniformes; Catostomidae
Product: cytochrome P450 2J4-like
Exons: 9
Coding region: 31-1512 (493 amino acids)
Biological process (GO): xenobiotic metabolic process
Cellular component (GO): intracellular membrane-bounded organelle; cytoplasm
Molecular function (GO): iron ion binding; oxidoreductase activity, acting on paired donors, with incorporation or reduction of molecular oxygen, reduced flavin or flavoprotein as one donor, and incorporation of one atom of oxygen; heme binding
Source: RefSeq, a predicted model, not a curated record
GUUCCGUGCAGCUAGCUCUCUUACUCCGUCAUGCUGUUAUCAUUACUGAAUGCAUUAGAUGUUAAGAGCUUUUUGAGCUUUCUUUUCAUAUCGUUACUAAUUUUUGACAUAUGGAAGAAUAAGAAUGCGCCCAACUUUCCACCAGGACCAUGGGGCUUUCCUUUCCUUGGCAACGUUUUCUUUGGUUUCAACUAUCGUGCAAUCGAUAAGGUGACUGAACAAUUUGGUAACAUAUUCAGCCUUAGAGAAGGUUAUGACAAGAUUGUGUUGGUGUCUGGAUACAAAUUGGUAAAGGAGGUUUUGGUAACACAAGGGGACUGCUUUCUGGACCGACUCAUUUCUCCUCUUUUUACAGAGGUGUUUCAAGGAAAUGGCAUUUCUCUAAGCAAUGGAUACAGGUGGAGGAAGCAGCGCCACUUUACUGCCUCUCACCUGAAGACCUUUUCAGAGGGCAAAAAAGAUAUGGAGUUUCACAUUCAACAAGAAUGCAAAUUCCUGUGUGAGGCCUUUGAGCAAGAGCAAGGAAGACCUUUCAAUCCCCGUGACAUCAUAAACAAUGCCACAGCUAAUGUAAUUGGAUCUUUUGUGUUUGGGAAGCGUCUUGACUUCAAUGGCACUGACUUCCAGAACCUUCUACAUGAAAAUUCAGAGUCCGCUCUCUUGAACAAUAUUCCAGUGAUUCAGCUUUACAGGGCAUUUCCUUGGCUUGUUAAACGUUUCCACGGAUCACAUGAGACAAUUUUAUCAAGCUAUACAAAAUUAACAUCUUUCAUUAAAAAACGAAUUGAGAAACAAAAGAAAGAUUGGGAUCCUUUUGAUCACCGUGACUUCAUAGAUGCCUACAUCGGCGAAAUAGAUAAGAGACGCAAGGAUACAGAGGCAGCUUUCACAGUGGAUAACCUUGCCUUUAUCACCGUGGAUCUGUUUAAGUCUGGGACGCAGACCAUGACGGACAUCCUACAAUGGUCUUUACGUCUGAUGAUUAAGUACCCCAAAGUCCAAAAGAAAGUCCAAGAUGAGAUUGAUUAUGUAAUCGGAAAGUUGCGGCAUCCAUGUUUGGCCGACAGAGGCAGCAUGCCUUACACUAACGCCGUUAUUCAUGAAAUUCAGAGAGUGGGCAAUAUCUUACCUCUAAUUGUGCCCCGUCUGACUAGUCGAGACACUACGCUUUCUGGAUACAUCAUCCCUAAAGGCACACUUGUCAUGUGUAGUCUCUCUUCUGUGCUGAAGGAUUCAUCACAUUGGGAAAAGCCAAAUCAGUUUUAUCCUGAACACUUCCUGGAUGACCAAAGGCAUUUUAUGAAACGGGAAGCAUUUUAUCCAUUUUCAGCAGGGAAAAGAGCAUGUCUGGGUGAGCAACUGGCACGGAACGCACUCUUCCUGUUCUUUACUUCCCUGCUUCAGAGGUUUUCUUUCUCGCCUCCGGAAGGACUAGAAGAACCUUGCUUUGAGCCCCAAGAAGCAGUCAACGUGUCCCCUAAACCCUUCCAGAUAUGUGGGACAUUACGUUGAUAAAAGCAGUGGGUCACAACUGGACUCAUAAUAACUGGAAGUCUGUCUGAUUUUGUGCUAAUUCCUAAGAUGCAGUCAAAAUGAACAUUAGCCGCUAAUGCUUAGAUGAGUUAAUACUGUAUAUAUGCAUUAGCUUUCAUUUGAGUGAAUUUGACUUCAUUUAAAAGAUCCUGUGCAAAAAUACUAAUUUAAUGGGAAAGGUUAUAAAAGCUUUAGAUACUAAAUAAUAAUAUAGUAAACAAUACUGUAUAAUAGUGUUUAUGAUAGAACUGUAUUAUUAUGAUGUCAGUAUAUUAAAAAGAUGUUAUUACAAUUGAAGUAUAAUGCUAUGAAUUAGUAUGUAGUUGUUGUGAUGUAACAAACGUUCUGUAAG